AUGGCGGCACCUGACGUGGCUCCUCAGUUCGGAGCGGAGUUAAAGGACUCCUUCAAACCAGUCAAUGCUUGGGUAUCGAAUGGCAUAUCCUGGCUGGACGAAAUCCAACAAUUCUACCGUGAGCGGAGCGCUAUCGAAAAGGAAUAUGCGACAAAGCUAUCCGCCCUUUGCAAAAAAUAUCAUGACCGGAAAGCAAAGAGGAUCGGCUCCUUAAGUGUCGGCGACACCCCAACCAUGACCCCUGGAUCCCUCGAAAGUGCCUCCCUCACAACCUGGGCCACCCAAUUGAACACCGUAGAGGCCCACGCGGCGGAGCGCGACAAGUUUGGGACAGAGCUUGUCACGCAGGUCGCAGAGCCGUUGAAGGUGGCUGCAACACAGUACGAAGAUAUUCGGAAAUGUCAUGCGGAUUUUCAUGCUAAGCUGGAGAAGGAGCGCGAUGCGGCUUACGGAGACUUGAAGAAGGCGAAGGGCAAAUAUGACGGUGCCUGUCAAGAGGUCGAGUCUCGUCGAAAGAAGAUCGACUCGUCCUUCGACCAUGGCAAAACCAAGGCACAAAGCGCCUUUCAACAACAGGUGUUAGAAAUGAACAACUACAAGAACCUAUACCUCAUAAGCAUCAACGUCACCAACAAACUGAAAGAGAAGUUCUUCCAUGAGUAUGUCCCGGAGGUUUUAGAUGGAUUACAAAAUCUCAAUGAGACUCGGGUGAAGCGCCUCAACUCACUGUGGAUUCUUGCAGCGCAAUUAGAGAAGAACUCCCUGACCAACAGCAUGGACAACAUAUCCAAUCUCCUCGAGGAAAUUCCGCGAAAUAAUCCGCAAAUGGAUUCAAUGAUGUUCUUGCAGCAUAAUGCGAUACAGUCUGCUGAGCCUGCAAACUUGGAGUUCGAACCAAGCCCUAUCUGGCACGAUGAUGGGUCUAUAAUCGUUGAUGAACCUGCCAAGGUCUUCUUGCGCAACGUGCUUAGCAAGAGUAAAUCUCAAGUACGUGAGUACCGGGUCGAAUCUGACCAAAAGAGACGUGAAGUAGAGACCUUUAAAAAGUCUCGGGAAGAUAUCCAGCGAGGCGCAGACAAUCGUAGCGAGGUCGACGUUGUGCGCGCUAUUUUCAAUCUGCAGGAGGGUCUGCAUGAUGUAGAUCGCAAAUGGCUAACGGCUGAGGUGGAGACAUCUACAAUCAUCGCCGCAGCUGGGGAUCUAUCCGUUGGAGCUCAAAAUCAUAAUUUCCGACCACAAACAUUCAAGAUCCCAACGAACUGUGAUUACUGUGGCGAUCGCAUCUGGGGAUUAUCUGCCAAGGGAUUCGACUGUCAAGACUGCGGUUUCACCUGCCAUAGCAAAUGUCAGAUGAAGGUCCCAGCAGAAUGUCCAGGCGAACAGUCCAAAGAAGACAAGAAGAAGCUCAAAGCCGCCAGACAAGAGCAAGCUGGAGCUGUCCCUGCUAUUGAUCUGGACUCGUCAGCUGCUUCGGCUCGUGCACCAUCAUUGACUCGGCAAAAUACCAUGAAUUCUCUCAGCUCUGGGUAUGCCGCCAGCGCGGCCAGGUCGGUAUCCAACGUCGCUACGCAGCCCACCACCGAAGAUCCAGCAGGCGAGCCUCCAGCUCCAGUCGCAGCGACCAAGCCAGCUGCAGCCAGGCGAACUCCUAGGAUCCUUGCUCCACCACCCGCGGCUUAUAGUCGAGCUCCCAAUGAUCCAGCUCCGUCUAAGCCUCGAGGCAAAAUGAUCUACGCAUUUGAUGCAUCUGGCGCAGAUGAAAUUAGUGUCCAAGAAGGAGAAGAUGUGACAAUCACCGAUCCAGAUGAUGGCUCUGGAUGGAUCCGUGUUCGCGCCGGGUCCAAAGAGGGACUUGUCCCCGCAGCUUACGUCGAAGCAGCACCAACCCCGUCACCAGUUCCGUCUGCCAGCCCGGGCUUGGCCGAUCGGCCCGAGUCUACAUAUUCGAAUUCAUCAGCGUCGCUAGCAGGCAGUGUUACGCCUAAGCGCGUUGGACCGGCUGUAGCGCCCCGUCGUGGAGCCAAGAAGCUGCAAUACGUCGAGGCGUUGUACGAGUAUGAGGCACGGAGUGACAUGGAGUGGAGUAUGGCCGAGGGGGAUAGAUUCGUUCUGGUUACUCGAGACGGCGGUGAUGGAUGGGCAGAUGUGGAGCGCGGUGGAGUUACGAAGAGUGUACCCGCAAACUAUAUCCAAGAGGUAUAG
Penicillium chermesinum is the source of this 2202-nucleotide messenger RNA. Its product is annotated as putative actin polymerization protein Bzz1. Gene Ontology annotation, molecular function: protein binding. The transcript is spliced from 6 exons. The record is from RefSeq and is a predicted model, not a curated record. Gene Ontology annotation, biological process: regulation of actin filament polymerization. Lineage: Eukaryota; Fungi; Ascomycota; Eurotiomycetes; Eurotiales; Aspergillaceae. Bases 1 to 2202 code for a protein of 733 amino acids.